Molecule: messenger RNA, 1362 nt
Organism: Hemibagrus wyckioides
Lineage: Eukaryota; Metazoa; Chordata; Actinopteri; Siluriformes; Bagridae
Exons: 8
Coding region: 152-1009 (285 amino acids)
Source: RefSeq, a predicted model, not a curated record
UGAUACCUCGUCUAUUGGAUUAUGGAAGGGAUUUUCAGCUUCCUGUUAAGCCGCAGAGCGCCGGACAGCCGCUCUCUGAGAGCUUGUGUGUGCGCUCAAACAUUGCUGUUCUCUCCUGUGAGGUAGAAAGGAAGGGACAAGCCACUUCAACAUGAACCUAUUCUGCUUCGGUCUGGAGGGAUCUACAGACAGCCUGUACGAGGCUCCGCAGCCAAACCCGGAUCCACCGCCAUGGAGCCCCAUGUGGGGCGAUUCGGAGCCCUGCGUCACUCCGGAGCUUCUUCAGUCUCCCAUCAUACAAUGUAAGAUGGAUUUGAAGAAAGCAAAGAGAAAAUCGCGCACAUCAGAGCUAACACGCAUCGGUGACAAAACAGCAUCCAGUAAUGUCUACUGUCCAUGCACUGGGAAGAGAGAUGAUAUAGAUCUAGUUCACCAUCAAACUAAAGAUGUGAGUGAAGAUCCCUACAUGAUUAACCCUUUGGCUCAAGAAGAAAGAAUUGAAAAAAUUGAAAAGGAUUACGAUGUUCAGGUUAUUGAUGAUAAGUCACAUCUCCAGAAGAUCAAGAAGCCGAUAAAGAGCAGUGUCUUGGGGAGCAGAUAUCCUCCAGACAUCAGUGAAGAUGUCACAGUCAUAACCUGCAUAGGACUCUCUAAAAAGCCUGAGAAGAAGUUCAGGAAGGAGUCUAGCCAGCAGUCUGAGCCAGGAAAUGAGAGGGACAUAAAAGAAACAGUAGGUCUGUGGAACCCUGGACAUUUCCACCACCACUGGAGCUCCAUGGACACCUGUUCAUUCUGGGAAUCAUCCUACCACACCUGCCACAGACCCACAGCUGAUCCAUGGCUAUAUAACGUUAACUUCACUCUGCCCAGAGGAACCGAUCGGCACCGGUAUGAAGAACUGAUCAAUGAUUUGGAUCUCCUCAGGAAGGAGUAUCCACCACUGAGGGUCAUCCACUCCUUCACAGACCUGGACAUGACUGACACUGUCAUGGUGAGUCCCUGGUCUUGAUUGUGUCACCUAGUUAUGCUAAUGUAUCUAAUACUGACAUUUCAUGAACAACAUAUUAGGAAAUGGUUCUCAAUUAGUCCCAAGAAAAUAAGAAAGUGAUAAGUUAACCACAUUAAAAAAACACGCUUUAACCCUGCUGCCUGUGUGAAAACAUCAGCAAUAUGAACCUGACUGUCAGACCAGAUGCAAGAAAAGGGCAAAUAUUCAGAUAAAUGAAUGUCACUUUUCUAGCUACUAUAUCUCUUUUGUUUAAUGAAGAUGAUACAAUGAGUAUAUUCAGAUUAAAUGUAAAUGCAAGACAUGCCUUUGAUGCUACCAGUUAAAAUGAUGCAACAAAACAGACAUACGUUCUU